This is a messenger RNA of Lobosporangium transversale, 297 nucleotides long. RefSeq lists its product as hypothetical. Bases 1 to 297 code for a protein of 98 amino acids. NCBI's taxonomy places the organism in Eukaryota, Fungi, Mortierellomycota, Mortierellomycetes, Mortierellales, Mortierellaceae. Gene Ontology annotation, cellular component: mitochondrial large ribosomal subunit. Gene Ontology annotation, molecular function: structural constituent of ribosome. The transcript has 2 exons. The record is from RefSeq and is a predicted model, not a curated record.
AUGUCAAAGUUCCUGACCCAGGUCAAGGUCUCCAUGGCCCCUUUUUCACCUUCCUCAAAAACUGCAAAGAUCUUCCUCUCUAGGAUCAUCACCAAUGAUGCCCUCACUGUAAACCCCGCACUUAAAAUUGUUACCGAUUCUCAUGGAGAUGUCUCAAAGCCUGCUACAAUCCAGGUUACAUACAAGGAUGGGAAGACCCUUAACUUGCAGGCUGGUGAAAUGAAAGUCAACGACGUCUUGCGUCAAGUUGGAAAGCAUGCAAGGAAACUUCAGGAGAAGGAGGAUGCUGCUGCAUAA